Messenger RNA from Plasmodium vivax (malaria parasite P. vivax), 930 nucleotides. RefSeq lists its product as hypothetical. The record is from RefSeq and is a predicted model, not a curated record. Lineage: Eukaryota; Apicomplexa; Aconoidasida; Haemosporida; Plasmodiidae. Gene Ontology annotation, molecular function: actin binding. The transcript has 4 exons. Bases 409 to 930 code for a protein of 173 amino acids. Gene Ontology annotation, biological process: actin cytoskeleton organization.
CUGAUCUCUCAGCUUUCAUUGCCGUGUGCGUUGAUUUAAUCCUCUCACCUGGCCAUUUUUUUUUCAUUUCCCCCCCUUUGUUGCUUCCCCAUCAUUUGUUGCAUCCCCAUCAUUUGUUGUUCUCCCCCUUUGUUGCUUCUCCCCCUUUGCUCACCUCCCAUUUGGCAGACCAAUUCACAUUUCACCCAGCCGUGUUCCUUUUCCCCCUGUUUGAUCGCCCCCCCUUUUCGUGCUUCACAUUUUUAGAACUUUCGCGUUUGCCGAAGUUUCGCCUUGUUCGCACGCGUUUUCUUUUGCUGCCUCAUCGUUUCCAUUCGCUGCCCCUUUGUUUCCCUUCGUUCCCUUUCGUUUCCUUUCGCUGCCCCUUCACUCCCCCGCGCGAAAUUUAAAAAAAACGAGGAGAGCAAAAUGGCGGAAGAAGAAUACUCAUGGGACAGCUACUUGAACGACCGACUGUUGGCCACGAACCAGGUGUCGGCCGCGGGGUUGGCCUCGGAGGAAGACGGAGUUGUGUACGCCUGCGUGGCGCAAGCGGAUGAAAACGACGCGGAGUUUGACAAGUGGACCCUCUUCUACAAGGAGGACUACGAAAUUGAGGUGGAGGACGAGAAUGGAAACAAAAGCCAAAAAACGAUUAACGAAGGACAGACGCUGCUGACCGUUUUCAAGGAGGGCUACGCCCCAGACGGCGUGUGGCUAGGAGGAACCAAGUACCAGUUUAUAAACAUCGAGAGGGACCUGGAAUUCGAAGGCUACACGUUUGAUGUGGCCACUUGCGCCAAGCUGAAGGGCGGGCUGCACCUGAUCAAGGUCCCGGGGGGCAACAUCCUCGUUGUGCUCUACGACGAGGAGAAGGAGCACGACCGAGGAAACUCCAAAAUCGCCGCCCUGACGUUUUCAAAGGAGCUGGCGGAGAGCGGCGGUCAGUAG